Aphanomyces astaci is the source of this 549-nucleotide messenger RNA. RefSeq lists its product as hypothetical. The record is from RefSeq and is a predicted model, not a curated record. The transcript is spliced from 5 exons. Lineage: Eukaryota; Oomycota; Saprolegniomycetes; Saprolegniales; Verrucalvaceae. Bases 1 to 549 code for a protein of 182 amino acids.
AUGACGAGAGAUCCGACUCUGAUGUCGUCGUGUUCGCGGGAGCUCGUGGGGAUGGCCGAACCCAUUGCUCAAUUAGGGUCGCAUGUGUUUGAAAGCGUCGACGGAUCGUUUGGGGACGCGCACGUCAUCCGAGCAGUGGCGGUCGGCGGCGAAAUUUCUGUCAAGCAAUGCGUGUUGCAAGUGCUGAAAAAGUUGGCGGAAGGGUUCCAGAUCCAUCAUCAUGGCGCUUUCCACGGCGUGGCGACCGGAUGGAUGUCUCUGGCCACGAGCAGCCGUGCUGCCACGUUAUCAGUGGCCCCAAACCAGCAUUCUUCGAUCAACUGGGCCAUUGUUUUUGAGCCAAGGAGGUCAGCUCGCACCGCCAUUUUGGUCAAGACCAUCGUGGACGAUGCGUUUUCAUUGGCCGAGAACGUGUGGGCCAUGCGCAUCGACGCCCUAAGCAUUCUAACUGUCCGGAAUGACCAGCUACGACCCGCGUCCAUCCCCCGCUCUGCUCAAGCCCACAAAGUUGUAGUCCACUCUAGCUCCAAGACGCCAGGACUGGAAUGA